Messenger RNA from Aethina tumida (small hive beetle), 395 nucleotides. RefSeq lists its product as uncharacterized. The record is from RefSeq and is a predicted model, not a curated record. The transcript has a single exon. Bases 106 to 342 code for a protein of 78 amino acids. Lineage: Eukaryota; Metazoa; Arthropoda; Insecta; Coleoptera; Nitidulidae.
UUGGCAUAAAUGUCAAAAUUUUAGGUUAACAGAAGAAAAAUAAAAGGAAUUAUAACUACUAUAAUCUAUGAUUAUAGGUAAACUGGCUUAUACAUUAGUUACAAUAUGAAGAAAACACCAUCCAGAAAUAGCGCGUUAGUGGACAAGUUGCAUAAAGGUUUCGUAUUGACAUGUAUUGGCGUUACCAUCUAUGGGUUUUCCAUGUUGGGUCUGAAGUAUUAUAAUUAUUUGACGAAAACAAAACCUCUAUUGGAUCAACAAAAGCUAAAAGAAGCGGAAGGUCUUCUAGCCGAGGGUUCUUCCGAUUUGUUAUAUGAUACUGCAAAAACGAUGAAAAUGUGAAUUUUAAUAGGUUAUGUUGUAAGAUUGUAGAUAAUAAAUUUGUUAUAGACUGA